AUGUCAACGAGUAAAGGUAAAGCUCCAACUAAUCCUGUGGAGAUACCUCUUCCAAGUUGUUAUCCCCAUCGACAUCAUUUCAAGACUGGUAUAUUGUCAAGAGACGUCUUAGUGGAAGGUCUCAAAGUGAUAAAAAAGGAUUGGACAAAGUACGAUGAUAAAGCUAUUGAGGAGAUGGAUGGCGACAUGCAGAAGAUCUUGAAAUACUCCAGGCUAAUUACCUGGAGCGACGUGCAGUUCUACAUUCCCCCUAUUCCUGUAGAAGAGGGAAAGGAUAUGAAUGCCCCUAUCGAGCAAGGGGAAAACACUAAUAUUCGUGUCGAGGAAGAAAAAGAACCCUCGGCACAACAAGAGAAGAUUGUGCCUCAAACUGUUGAAGAGUCUCGGGUUCCACCCACUGAAUCUGGACCAAGCUCUGUUCCUCCUGUUGCAGAUAAGGGUAAGAACCCUCUCGAGGGAGAAGUGGUUAUAUUGCCUCCUCAAAUGUUCGAGGGCGAGCCAACAGUAGAGGUCCACACAUUUGGUGAUCCGCCAACGAUCGAGUGCCCCCUCCUCGAGGAAUUUGCUGCUAUGCUGAAUGAGACCGACAUCAUAAGACUGGCUCGAGUGGAGAGACACCAGGCGCUAAGCGAGAAGGUUGUUCUCGAAGAGAAGUCACAGCAGGUGCAGGCCAAGGAGCAGGAACUAGCCUCUAUGCAAACUAAGUACAACGAGCUCGAGGAGCAGCUUAAGGGUUAUGCCAAUCUGCACAUCUCGAAGGAGGAGCUACACAAGUGGUGUGUUGCCUUCAUGUAUAGGAUGUUGUCCACAGGUGGGAUGGCGGCAGCUAUCAAGGAAGUAAAUCUGGUAGCUACCAAGUGUGCCAAGGGUCCAAGUGAAGAAGAGCCCAUCCCUGAUGUACCGGAUGACUAUAUGGGCAUUGAACUUGAGGAUGCUGAUGAAGAAGCUUCGCAGGAGGAUGUUGCUGACACUGGCCACUCUGGGGUGCAGAAGAAUGCUGGAGAGACGGGUUGUGCAGAUAUCCACAGCAUCGAGACAGUGGCGAAACUAGAAGUGGAUCUCCUCGACGCAAUGCGGGCGCAUAAUGUGCGAGUUAAUCAACAUUUCAUUAACGAGAUCAAAGAGCUUCGUGAGGAGAUGCGGCGGCUAGAAUUCCAAAAAGACAAAGACUUUAGCGAUUCUCUGACCUUUGAGACCAAAAUUCAUGACGAACUGGUUGCCUUGGAGAAGGAAAACACUCAGUUAAGGAAGAACCAUAAGAUUACUAUAUCGCCAUGGUUUCUUGAGAAGCAUCAGUUACUAGCUCGAGUACAACACAUGAUAUCCAUAAGGACUCAUCGGUUCAUUGCGGCAAUGGAUAUCCUCAAGGAAAGAUCUCGUGAGACCAAGCUUCUCAUGGAGUAUAUCAAUGAGCUUCAGAACCUGCUGUUGGACCAUCAUAUUGACUUCCAGACUUUCGAUAAACCUGAAAUAGCGGUGGAUCCCCGGACCCAGAGCUCACGAGAAGAGAUGCUUAUGAGGGUGCAUGCUCAAGAUGAAGAGAUCGUAGAUCUCAAAGACAAGUUUAAUCAAUGUGUGAAUCUCUUUAGCCAGCAUGGGUUCAAGGGUACUAUUCAUCCUUCUCCUGAUAAUCCCAUUAGGGAAGUUCUUAUAAUAGUAUAG
Messenger RNA from Oldenlandia corymbosa var. corymbosa, 1662 nucleotides. The record is from the annotation of a GenBank genome assembly. NCBI's taxonomy places the organism in Eukaryota, Viridiplantae, Streptophyta, Magnoliopsida, Gentianales, Rubiaceae.